GGAUCUUGGCUCAAAUCUGUUUAUGCCUUCAGGAAAGUGAAUGUGGGUUAGUGACGACACUUCCCCCUCUCUUCUUGGAUUCACCCCCGAAGUUUCUUUUUUCUCGCCUCCAGGGCGCUGUGAAGUCCACUUUUCUUCUUUUUACCUCUUUAGAAUAAAAACAACAUACAAACGCAACAAUGUCGCCGCCGUCUCGACGGCUUCAGACGAAGCCCGUGAUAACCUGCCUGAAGACUUUCCUCAUCUCCUACAGCCUCAUAUUCUGGGUCACAGGCGUGAUCCUGCUGGCUGUCGGGGUGUGGGGGAAGGUGAGCCUGGAGGCCUAUUUCUCCCUGGACGCUGAUGAGAGCACAACCAAUGCACCAUAUGUCCUCAUCGGGACUGGAGCCACCAUCGUUAUUUUCGGGCUGUUUGGCUGCUUUGCGACAUGCCGCGGCAGCCCAUGGAUGCUCAAACUGUAUGCCAUGUUUCUGACCCUGGUGUUCCUGGCUGAGCUCAUAGCUGGAGUCUCAGGCUUUGUCUUCAGACAUGAGAUCAAGGCCAAGUUAGAUACCGCCUACAAUCGGGCUGUGAAAUCCUACAACGGCACAGACAGCAGCAGUAGCGCAGUGGAUGCCAUCCAGAUGACUCUGCAUUGCUGCGGGGUGACAGAAUACACUGACUGGAAUACCACUGAUUACUUUAAAGAGAAGGGACUCCCGACCAGCUGCUGUAUCGACACCAGCAACUGCCAACCAGACAUCCUGAAGGACCUUGACAAGGCGAAGGCAGAGGUGUACAACAGGGGCUGCUUUUCACUGAUGACCGGCGUGAUGGAGGCCAACCUGGGAAUCAUCGCAGGAAUUUCCUUUGGAAUAGCUUUCUUCCAGCUCAUUGGGAUCUUCCUGUCCUGCUGCUUGUCUCGAUACAUAACCAACAACCAGUAUGAGAUGGUCUGACAGCGACUUUUCCACAGGUAACUGACGAGCAGCUCCGGAUGCAAACUGAGUUAAAAGAUUCUCCUGUGAUUUUUAAAUAUUUUGUGUUUGUGUUAGUGAUAUUAUUUUAGAGAGGGAAAAACACUCGCUGCUUCUUCUUUUAUUCAGUGCCACCAAUGAAAAACAAGCGGAAGGGAUUCAUGUCAAAGGGACAUUUUCUGCAGCUUAGUUUGACCAAAAUUAUAAGAAAAGGGACCUGGACAUUUCACAUCACGUGACUAUUAGGACAGGAGGGAUUUCCAGUUAGCAUAGAUGUUGUUGCUAUUUUUUUUGGUAAUUUACUCUUCAGAAUGUUGACUUUUCCAUUUUGUUGUGGCCUUGUUCAAUGCAGCUGCCUUACUUUUUAUUACACUUAAAUUAGAGUGUAGUUUAGCAUUUAAAUCUAGAUGAUAAGCUGUUAAAUGUUCAACUUUCCUGUAACACUAAGUGAACUUUUGUGUGUGAAACCCAUAUUUGCCUUAAAGACAGAUAAGAGUAUCCAACCUUAAACUAAGAUGGGGAUUGACAGUAAAACAAACUUUACUGAUUCUGUAGGCCAGUAUUGUUAAGAGACUCCAUUCAGUGUGUGCCAAUACAGUCGCCCAGCCAACUUUAUAUUACAGUGUUAAAUUGUUAUAUUUUUGUGAAUGCAUGUGGUAUACUUGAAAAAUAAAGAUAUUAUUCAGUAUCUUUAA
Molecule: messenger RNA, 1651 nt
Organism: Notolabrus celidotus (New Zealand spotty)
Lineage: Eukaryota; Metazoa; Chordata; Actinopteri; Labriformes; Labridae
Gene: tspan6
Product: tetraspanin 7
Exons: 8
Coding region: 180-938 (252 amino acids)
Cellular component (GO): membrane
Source: RefSeq, a predicted model, not a curated record